AUGCCGGGAGAGGUGGGAAGGGAGACAGGAGAGCCAAAGGAAGAAGCUCAAAAUGUCUCUUUUCCCCUUUCAGCACAAAUUGAAGUGAUACCAUGCAAAAUUUGUGGCGAUAAAUCCUCCGGGAUCCACUAUGGAGUGAUCACGUGUGAAGGCUGCAAGGGCUUCUUCAGGAGGAGCCAGCAAAACAAUGCCUCUUAUUCCUGCCCAAGGCAGAGAAACUGUUUAAUCGACAGAACGAACAGAAACCGUUGCCAACACUGCCGACUGCAAAAGUGUCUUGCCCUAGGAAUGUCGAGAGAUGCUGUGAAGUUCGGCAGGAUGUCCAAGAAGCAGAGGGACAGCCUGUAUGCUGAGGUGCAGAAGCACCAGCAACGGCUGCAGGAGCAGCGGCAGCAGCAGAGCGGGGAGGCCGAAGCACUGGCCAGGGUGUACGGCGGCAGCAUCAGCAACGGCCUCAGCAGCCUGAACAGCGAGGCCGGGGGCACUUACGCCAACGGACACGUCAUCGACCUGCCCAAGUCCGAGGGGUAUUACAGCGUGGAUUCCGGCCAGCCGUCCCCGGAUCAGUCAGGACUUGACAUGACUGGAAUCAAACAGAUAAAGCAAGAACCCAUCUAUGACCUCACGUCCGUACCCAACUUGUUUACCUAUAGCUCUUUCAACAACGGGCAGCUAGCGCCGGGGAUAACGAUGACUGAAAUCGAUCGAAUUGCACAGAACAUCAUUAAGUCCCAUCUGGAGACAUGUCAGUACACCAUGGAGGAGCUACACCAGCUGGCGUGGCAGACCCACACCUAUGAAGAAAUUAAAGCGUAUCAAAGCAAGUCCAGGGAAGCGCUGUGGCAGCAAUGCGCCAUCCAGAUCACGCACGCUAUCCAGUAUGUGGUAGAGUUCGCCAAGCGGAUAACGGGCUUCAUGGAGCUCUGUCAGAAUGAUCAAAUUCUCCUUCUGAAGUCAGGUUGCUUGGAAGUGGUUUUAGUGAGAAUGUGCCGUGCCUUCAACCCAUUAAACAACACUGUCCUGUUUGAAGGAAAAUAUGGAGGAAUGCAGAUGUUCAAGGCCUUAGGUUCUGAUGACCUGGUGAAUGAAGCAUUUGACUUUGCAAAGAAUUUAUGUUCCUUGCAGCUGACUGAAGAAGAGAUUGCUUUAUUCUCAUCCGCUGUUCUGAUAUCUCCAGACCGAGCCUGGCUGAUAGAACCAAGGAAGGUCCAGAAGCUUCAGGAAAAAAUUUAUUUUGCACUUCAACAUGUGAUUCAGAAGAAUCACCUGGAUGAUGAGACCUUGGCAAAGUUAAUAGCCAAGAUCCCCACCAUCACGGCGGUCUGCAACUUGCACGGGGAGAAGCUGCAGGUAUUCAAACAAUCCCAUCCAGACAUAGUGAAUACACUCUUUCCUCCAUUAUACAAGGAGCUCUUUAAUCCUGACUGUGCCACCGUCUGCAAAUGAAGGCGACCAGAGGAUUGUCUCCUAGUCAUGGAAUGCAUCACCAUUAAGACAAAAGCAAUGUGUUCAUGAAGACUUAAGAAAAAUGUCUACUGCAACAUUAGGAAUGUCCUGCACUUAAUAGAAUUAUUUUUCACCGCUACAGUUUGAAGAAUGUAAAUAUGCACCUGAGUGGGGCUCUUUUAUUUGUUUGUUUUUGAAAUGACCAUAAAUAUACAAAUAGAGGACACUGGGUGUUAUCUUUUUUUUAAUUUU
Callorhinus ursinus (northern fur seal) is the source of this 1698-nucleotide messenger RNA. NCBI's taxonomy places the organism in Eukaryota, Metazoa, Chordata, Mammalia, Carnivora, Otariidae. The record is from RefSeq and is a predicted model, not a curated record.